UUUCAGAAUUAGGGAAGGGCCGCGCUGGAGAGGGUGUGGUGGGAUUGGGGCGCCGCUCCGCUCCAGGUAAAGCGUACCUGGGCGGGCGCCAGUCUGGCCACGCCCUUUCUGCACGGCCGCCGUAAAGCGCGGCUGCGCAGCGUAGCCCCGCCCCUUCCGUCCCUCUUGUGACGCGGGCGCCCUGGGCUUUUUGAGCGGGAAAAAGCCGUCCGGAGCUCUAGUCUAUGCGUCUGUGACCGGCUGUUUUUGUGGUGGUUGCCCCCAGCCUAGCAUGGGGCUGCUGGAGCUAUGCGAGGAAGUGUUCGGUACCGUCGACCUUUACCGGGUGCUAGGCGUACGGCGCGAGGCAUCCGACAGCGAGGUCCGACGGGGCUAUCACAAAGUGUCCUUGCAGGUGCACCCGGACCGGGUGGGCGAGGGCGACAAGGAGGACGCCACCCGCCGCUUCCAGAUCCUGGGGAAAGUCUAUUCCGUUUUAAGUGACAAAGAACAGAGAGCAGUGUACGAUGAACAGGGAACAGUGGACGAGGACUCUGCUAUGCUCACGCAAGACCGGGAUUGGGAGGCAUAUUGGAGAUUACUCUUUAAAAAGAUAUCUCUAGAGGACAUUCAAGCCUUUGAAAAGACAUACAAAGGUUCUGAAGAAGAGCUGGCUGAUAUUAAACAGGCAUAUCUGGAUUUCAAGGGUGACAUGGAUCAGAUCAUGGAGUCUGUGCUUUGUGUGCAGUACACAGAGGAACCCAGGAUAAGGAAUAUUAUUCAGCAAGCUAUUGACACCGGAGAGGUCCCAUCCUAUAAUGCUUUUGUCAGAGAAUCAAAACAAAAGAUGAAUGCAAGGAAAAGGAGGGCUCAGGAAGAGGCCAGAGAAGCAGAAAUUAGCAGGAAGGAGUUGGGGCUCGAUGAAGGAGUAGAUAACUUGAAAGCAGUCAUUCAGAGCAGACAAAAGGAUCGGCAAAAGGAAAUGGACAAUUUUCUGGCUCAGAUGGAAGCAAAGUACUGCAAACCUUCCAAAGGAGGAGGGAAAAAAACGGCUCUCAAGAAAGAAAAAAAAUAAUGGAAUUUUUCUCUUCAAAGGACCUUAGGUGUUAAUUGGUUCCGUUGUAGGCAAGGUGUGGGCAAAAGUCAACCCAACCCUUGGAGGAGUUGUCUUCCCAGCCUAAAUUAUUCAGAUUGACUAAAUCAAGAAGAAUCUCUCAACCUGAUUUUAGUAUUUCCUAGAAAUCACCUGACAUUAUGUAAGUCUCUUGUGAAGGAAUUUGGUGGCGAUAAUUGGAAGAGCAGUAUAAUUCAUGACAGGACCUGCUUCCUUGGAUCUUGGAUCUUCUGUACAUGGAACUCUGUUUAGAACGGGGGUGUCUCCCUACUGUUUUCUGUGAUGUGCAUAUAUAUUAGAAUUGAUACUCUGCCUAGCUAAAACACUUUGGUGAACAGCUGUCUUCCAAAUAACUGCCAAUUUACCUUUGUCUUAAUAAUCCUGAAUAGAUCUUUCUUUUUUUGUUUUAUUCAGUCAGGUUCUGUAAUCUGUUUGAAGUAUGGGAAAAAUAGGUGUUCAAAUUACUUCAAGCAUUUUUCUAAGAUGUGUAUAUGAUUAAAUAAGAAAAUGAUCGUUACAUCUAGGGGCUUUUUAAAUGAUCCCAGUGAUCAUUUAAAAUGUGAUCUAGAAAAAGAAUAUGUUCUUUAGGAAAGAGAAGAAGGGGAAAAAAAGUAGUCCUAGUCAGUGUUAUAAUAGACAGCCCAGUUUAAGUAGCAUAAAGAAAUGUGCGUUAUAGUCUUGCCUCUAACUGUUGAAUGUCCUUGGUCAGGUCACUGAGCUUGCCUAAAUGUGUUUCCUCACUUAUAAAUAAGAGUGAGAUCCAAAUGCAUCAGAUUGUAUACCUUAAAUAUGUCCAUUGUUUUUGUAAAAGAAAAAAAUUUGCACUCAUUUUGAGUGAAUACACACACACACAAAGGGUGAGGGAAUUAGGCUAAAUGGCUUCUUAGAGGCCCCUUUCUGACUAUUUAAUUUUGAAAGGCAAACCAUACUAAUCCAGUCAUUUGUUAUAUUACACUUACGGUAUUGGUUUGUGAGAACAAUACAGAGAUUUUCACUUAGAUGAGGUGGUAUAUGUUCAUUAGACUAUACAGGAAUUUUUUUAGGGACUGUUCAACUUAAAACCUUUAAUUUGUGGGCUAAUAUAUUCAACAUACUAGAUGCAUAAAACAAACUUUCUCUUGCUGUUGAGCUUUAUGUAUCAUAAUUUAUCUAAGGUAAGCACAUGAUACAUUUCAGUUUGUGAUUACAAGCAGGUUAAAAAAUACUCCUUAAUUGUAUUAAAAAUAUAAUUUAAUGUGAGUUGUCUAAAGCAUCUUUGUAUGAUAGCAUAAGAACACCUUGGUAUGAUAAAAAGUUAUCCCAAUUUAUGAUCAUUUGAAUUCAUCCACUCUGAAAAUUAACAAUUACAUCUAAAAUUGGUAUGAUAAUCAAGAUUAGUAUUCAAUGAAAUUUAAAUAAAAUAAAUUUAAGCCAUAGUUAAAACCAUUGCUGCAUUCAUGAGUACCCUCAGGUACUACUGAUUCUACCCUGUGGUAAAAUCAGAAUGCUGACCCUCUAAUUCUGCUGCUUUUAGGAUAUGUUUUUGCUGGACUAACUGCCAGGGUUUCAUAAAUUUUUAAGGAAUUGUACUUUGGUGGCUCACUAAUAGGCCCUACAAAUUAUUUUUUAAUUGACUUUCUUAGAGCUAUAGGAGAAAAUCUGGCAAGGUGAGUUUAAUAUUUGGGGAAAAAAAUAUGACCAGAAAAAUACUUUUUAGAGAAAAUAAGCAAAACCUGAUAUCAAACAGGCAUUGUAAAGGUUGAGUUGUCCUAUCUGAAAAAAAUAUGCAAUAUGAUUUAUUACAUAAGUUACUUUACACCAGUGCUUAACAUUUAUGUCUUUAAUUACCCCUUACAUUUUAAUCUGCUGAUAGGAUUGGACAUCUAAAGAGAAAGCUAUGGAAUGACAUCUAAUGAGUAGGUCGGAUUUUUGAAAGCACUAUCUCUUAAAAAUGACUUAGAUCUUAGUACAACUCUCUAGAAAUUAAUACAAGUGGAAGUAUUUUAAAGCCAAUAAUGUUAUCAAACAAUCAUUUGCUGCUUUUCAUGUAUGUUGUAAUAUCAUAGAAACCUAUAAUAAUUGAACUGAUCAUUCUUAACAGACAACAUGAGCAGUGAUUUGGGUAUUAUUCAUUGUUACAUCUUUGGGUACAAACUUUACUGUCCAGUAGAAUGGGUUCAUUUAUGCUGCAAGAAGACAGUUAACUGGAGAUAGAAACACAGUAUCCAUGUAAUUUUUGGCGGAUACUCUGUUGUGUUUUUCACAGUCAGUUGUACCAAAUAACUCUUCAUGAAGAUGGUUUCAAGUUGAUCUUGUAUACAAACAAGUUCUGCAUCACUCCAUGACUGAACACUGAUUCAUGAAAUCUUCCCACGUGUUC
Molecule: messenger RNA, 3452 nt
Organism: Microcebus murinus (gray mouse lemur)
Lineage: Eukaryota; Metazoa; Chordata; Mammalia; Primates; Cheirogaleidae
Gene: DNAJC9
Product: DnaJ heat shock protein family (Hsp40) member C9
Cellular component (GO): nucleus; cytoplasm
Molecular function (GO): heat shock protein binding
Source: RefSeq, a predicted model, not a curated record